AAUAAUACAGCAGCCACCAACAAAUUGACAGAUAAAAACCAGACUUCAAAGUGACAGUGAAUUGAAUAAAUAAAUAAAACUAAAACAAAUUAAUUUUUCUAUACAAUAAACACAAACAAAAAUAUGUUCAUCAAAUUUAAUUUAUAUUUUCUUUUAAAAUAUUUAAUAGUACUUAUAUUUUUAAUAUUUACAAACGUAUAUUCGCACGAUGUCGAAAAAUAUGCUUUUCUUAUGCCUAACGUUAUACCAUAUCGGCCGGAACUAUACCUGUGCACACCGAUCAGGGUCGAUACAUUCAACAGCUAUUAUAUAGUGGGCUUUGAACCGAAUUCAACAAUGGAAACUGCCCACCAUAUGUUACUUUAUGGCUGUGAAAAUCCCGGUAGUGAAAAACCUGUAUGGAAUUGUGGGGAAAUGGCGAAAAAUAGUGAAAUGGAAGAAACUUAUACGCCAUGUAAAAAAUCAACACAGAUAAUGUAUGCCUGGGCAAGAGACGCUCCAAUGUUAAAAUUGCCGGAAGGCGUUGGUUUCAAAGUCGGCGCCAAAUCAAAAAUUAAAUAUUUAGUUUUGCAAGUACAUUAUGCAAAUAUCAAUCAAUUUCAAGAUGGCAACAGUGAUAACUCUGGAAUAUUCUUACAUUAUACAAAACGGCCAUUGGACAAAUUAGCUGGUGUCAUUUUGUUGGGUACUGGAGGUAAAAUCAAACCAUUAGCAACUACACAUAUGGAAGCCGUAUGCACCUUAACAGAAAAUAAAACUAUCCAUCCAUUCGCGUACCGAACUCAUACGCACAGUUUAGGACGUGUGGUUGCUGGCUAUCGUGUCCGGGAAGAUGAAAAUGGUAUCGAUCAAUGGACUUUGUUAGGAAAACGAGAUCCAUUAACACCACAAAUGUUUUAUCCCGUAGUGGAUACGGAUCCAAUACGUAAGGGUGAUAAAUUGGCUUCACGAUGUACAAUGGUUAGUGCAAGGACUACGAUCACUCAUAUUGGUGCAACGCAAGAGGACGAAAUGUGCAAUUUUUAUUUAAUGUAUUGGGUCGAUAGUGGCUCAACAUUAGACAUGAAAUACUGUUUUAACAACCAAGGUCCACCAUUCUACUGGUACAAUUUAGAUGAUCGUCUAAACCGGAUACCGGACAAGGAUGCAUCGUCAUUAGAUUGAAAAAUAAUUCCACAAUUUAAAAUCUAUGUUUCAAAAAUUAAAUCGCAUAAAAAAUUUGAUUUUUCAAACAUACAAUGAAAAUUUGUGGAAGAACUUAACAACACUACUUACGAAGAGUGGCCCUAAAAAACAAAUUAAUUUAUAACAAAACGACAACAAUAUAAGCCUUUUUUUGUAAAUCAAAAAAAUAUUUUAAACUAUUGUAAAUAAUUAACUCAGUCUAUAUCUUAAAAAAUGAAAAUAUUUUGUUGUGUAGGGCAUAAAGGUGCACUCGUUACGAAAAUUUAUUAGGCUAAAUUUUUCUUUGUCUCUUCUAAAAAGAUCAUCAAAAUAAAAUACAUACAAAAUAUUGAAAAAUAACCUCCUUUGCCACCGAGGGUGCCAAAAAAUGACUCUCAUAACCAAUAAACUAAGAAAACUAAAAUAUUUGAUAUUCCACGCAUUAAAAAAAUUUUUGUAUCCCGAAUUAAUGCAAAUUUUUUCAUUUUAUUGUAAUACUUUCGGGAUACAAAAACGUCUUUAUUGCGUCAAUAUUUCCAAAAAUAUUUCCAACGGAUGGCAUAAGUUUGUCGUUCAGUUUGUUAAUGAUCUCUCUAAAAACACCAAAUAAAAAAAUCUAGUCGAGCAAAAUUUUCGUAAUGAGUGCGCUAAUAUGCCCUAUACUAAGUCAAUUGUAUAUUUUAAAAGAAAUAUUAUAGAUUUACAUUUUAAGUGAAUGUAAAAAAAACGUUUUUAUUUUUUAAUGUCCAUACAAUUACUUUGAUUUUGUGACCUUAUUAUGACAGAAAUAAUCUAUUUUUGAUAGAAUACACGAUUAUUGAUGUUUCUAUUUACGACGUGACGUAACAAUACACUAAUGGCGUCCAAUGUGCGGCCUUUCAUUCAAUCAAUAGGCUUUUCCACUUUAAUAACACAAUAUACCAAUAAUCGUAAAGUAUUGGAUAGAGGAAAAUUUUUUUUACGGAAAAGUUUGAAUUAAGAAUGUGGCUAUAAAACAUUUGGAUCAAAAAUGGCGGCAAUUAGAAAAUGACAUUAAUUGUAAAAUGAUGUUUUUAUUAAUGCACACAGUUUUUCGUUUUUAUUUUCAUUAGCAGAUGGCGGGCAUGACCCCUUAAUAUGAUAAAUAAUUUAAAUGUAUUUCUGUUUUUUAGGAAAUUCUUGAUUUGUGAAUGUCAAAAUAAGUUGAAAUAUCUUUAAAAAUCAAAAAAACUGCAUUUAAAUUAUUUAUUUUAUUAAUUCAGUCAUGUCUGCCAUCUAGUAGUGAAAAUAGAAACGAAUAUAUGUAUACAUAAUAAGAACAUGUCAUUUUUCAGUAUUUCGCGCGCAAUUUUGAAUAAAAAUAUGACUUUAUCAGUGUUUUAACCAAGAAAUUUUCAAUUUAUGUUUUUACCAGUCUGGCAUAUGUUGUUUCAAUAUAUUUUCAGCGUUCAAUCGAGACCCCCUGAUAUGUUUGCCAAUGUUGCGCAACUGUAUAUUGUUACGUCACUGAUAAAAUUUUGUGUAUACACCUAUAUAUAUUUUUUAUGUUGUUUAUUGUGAACUUUUAACUU
Molecule: messenger RNA, 2714 nt
Organism: Chrysoperla carnea
Lineage: Eukaryota; Metazoa; Arthropoda; Insecta; Neuroptera; Chrysopidae
Gene: Phm
Product: peptidylglycine alpha-hydroxylating monooxygenase
Exons: 8
Coding region: 124-1164 (346 amino acids)
Biological process (GO): peptide metabolic process
Cellular component (GO): membrane; extracellular region
Molecular function (GO): oxidoreductase activity, acting on paired donors, with incorporation or reduction of molecular oxygen, reduced ascorbate as one donor, and incorporation of one atom of oxygen; copper ion binding
Source: RefSeq, a predicted model, not a curated record